This is a messenger RNA of Aedes aegypti (yellow fever mosquito), 1599 nucleotides long. RefSeq names its product probable cytochrome P450 303a1 (gene Cyp303a1). Lineage: Eukaryota; Metazoa; Arthropoda; Insecta; Diptera; Culicidae. Bases 35 to 1528 code for a protein of 497 amino acids. The record is from RefSeq and is a predicted model, not a curated record. The transcript is spliced from 3 exons. Gene Ontology annotation, molecular function: iron ion binding; monooxygenase activity; oxidoreductase activity, acting on paired donors, with incorporation or reduction of molecular oxygen.
UUUCUUCUUACCAUUAGGACCGGCAUCAAAAUCAAUGUACUGGUACUAUCUUGCAUGUUUCAUCGUAGUUUUCAUAAUAUUUUUAUAUUUGGACUGUAUUAAACCCGCAAAUUUCCCACCUGGCCCAAAAUGGUACCCCAUCAUCGGAAGUGCCAUAGAGAUAGCACGAGCACGACAAAAAACAGGCAUGCUUUGCAAAGCUAUAAAACUGAUAGCCUCGAAAUAUGACCACAAAGGAGUAAUUGGUUUUAAAGUUGGCAAAGACAAGACUGUGAUGGCAAUUUCCGGAGACUCGUUACGUGAAAUGAUGAGCAAUGAGGAUCUCGAUGGAAGACCGACUGGUAUAUUCUAUGAAACCCGGACUUGGGGUUUGAGAAGAGGCGUUCUGCUGACGGAUGAAGAGUUUUGGCAAGAACAAAGACGAUUCAUAGUGCGCCAUUUGAAGGAGUUUGGUUUUGCCAGGAAAGGAAUGGCAGAAAUCAUAGGGAAUGAAGCUGAAUACGUAAAAAAUGACUUCCAUGCUUUGGUGAAGGCAGGAAACGGAAAAGCGCUGGUACAAAUGCAAAGUGCGUUUUCCGUUUACAUUCUCAAUACCCUAUGGUUGAUGAUGGCCGGAAUCCGAUACACCAGAGAGAACAAAGAUUUGAAAUACCUUCAAUCCCUACUGCAUGAAUUAUUCGCUAAUAUUGACAUGAUGGGCGCACUUUUCAGCCACUUUCCAUUCAUCCGAUUUUUCGCGCCAAGGCUUUCAGGAUACAAGCAGUUUGUGGAAAUUCACAAUCUUAUGCACAAAUUCAUUGGAGCAGAAGUAGAAAAUCACAAAAAGUCUUUCAACGACACUGACGAACCACGUGACUUGAUGGAUGUGUAUCUGAAAAUUUUGCAAUCCAAUCGGGAUAUCCCCGAGAGCUUCUCCCAAGAACAACUGUUGGCAGUUUGUCUGGACAUGUUCAUCGCUGGCUCGGAAACUACAACAAAGACUCUAGGUUUCGCAUUCCUGCAUCUGGUGAGGCAACGCGAAACUCAACUAAAAGUACAAAAAGAAUUGGAUGAAGUUGUAGGGCGAAAUCGCCUUCCAACAUUAGAGGAUAGAGUGAAUUUGCCGUACUGUGAAGCAGUUGUACUUGAGGCUUUACGUAUGUUCAUGGCGAAUACUUUCGGUAUUCCUCAUCGAGCCCUGCGAGAUACAAAACUAUGCGGAUAUGAUAUUCCAAAAGACACAAUGCUGGUUGGAAUGUUCCGUGGUAUGAUGUUAAACGAUUGGGAAUCGCCUACGUCGUUCAAACCGGAGCGUUUUUUGAAGGGUGGAAAAAUCGUUAUCCCACCCAACUUUCAUCCGUUUGGCGUUGGAAGACAUCGUUGUAUGGGCGAAAUGAUGGGCAAAGCCAACCUUUUCCUCUUCAUCACGACUCUAUUCCAAUCUUUCGAUUUCCUAGUGCCAGAAGGUUAUCCAAUACCGUCGGAUGAGCCAAUUGAUGGAGCAACACCAAGUGUCCGACAGUACACAGCAUUGAUUGUUCCUCGAUAAUUUCAGCACAAGACUCAAUAUAAUUUAAGUAAAUGUAAUAUAAACAAUAGACAAGUAAUUAUAAUAUAAAC